Molecule: messenger RNA, 990 nt
Organism: Scatophagus argus
Lineage: Eukaryota; Metazoa; Chordata; Actinopteri; Scatophagidae
Product: odorant receptor 131-2-like
Exons: 2
Coding region: 58-990 (310 amino acids)
Biological process (GO): G protein-coupled receptor signaling pathway
Cellular component (GO): membrane
Molecular function (GO): G protein-coupled receptor activity
Source: RefSeq, a predicted model, not a curated record
AGAUGAUGGUUUUCUGCAUUUCUGUCUCUUUGGCUCCCUCUGGUGGCGGAUCAGCUCAUGCUCGUCAGAGACACCUACACCACAGCUUUUGUGAAGAACCUGAUCGUGGUUCUGGUCUGGCUCAUUCUCAGUUACAUCAACAGCACCUUGGUCGCCACCUUUUUUAGACACCAGAUGUUCUAUGAAGACCCUCGUUACAUCCUCUUCAUCCACAUGGUGAUCAACGAUGGCAUCCAGCUGACCGUCACAAUCACACUUUUUGUUCUCAGCUACAUCCUGUACAAGAUCAACGUCUCUGUCUGCUGCUUCUUCAUCCUGGUGGCAGUCUUCACCACCAGGAACACACCAGUCAACUUAGCGAGCAUGGCCAUAGAGCGCUACAUUGCCAUCUGUGAGCCUUUACGCCACUCCCAGAUCUGCACCGUGAGAAGGACUUACAUCGUCAUUGGGCUGAUUUGGUUUAUAUGCGUGGCUCCGGACAUCACAGAUCUGUUUGUGACGCUGGCGACGGAGUCCCUGAGCUUCUUCCAUGAGUCGGUGUUCUGUUUGCGUCAGAAUGUGUUCAAAGAUCCGAUUCUGGCAGACAAGAGACAAGCCUUUGACAUCAUUUACUUCUCUUGUGUGUUUCUGACUCUGGUGUUCACCUAUCUGAAGAUCCUGUUUGCGGCCCGGGCCCUGUCCACAGAGAAGAGGUCCGCCCAGAGAGCCAGGAACACCAUCCUGCUCCACGGGGCCCAGCUCGCCAUGUGCAUGCUCUCCUACAUCUCCCCCAGCGUGGAGAUCAUCCUGCAUCUAAUCUUCCCCGGGAGAAUCCUGGAAAUCAGGUAUGCGAACUACCUGAUCGUCUACAUCCUGCCCCGCUUCCUGAGCCCGAUAAUCUACGGCGCCAGGGACAAAAAGUUCAGGAAGUACCUCAAGAUGUACCUUCUGAGCUACAGGUGCAGGGUCAAACUGCAGACAGUGACCCCCACGGACAAACAGGCCACAUAA